This is a messenger RNA of Cuscuta europaea, 1531 nucleotides long. The record is from the annotation of a GenBank genome assembly. NCBI's taxonomy places the organism in Eukaryota, Viridiplantae, Streptophyta, Magnoliopsida, Solanales, Convolvulaceae.
GGAAGGGUACGGGUCCCGACCCAUCGAAGGGUAGGGCCUAUGCCCCUGUCAGCCCAUCUAUUCUGGCCGAAGUAUAAGCUGUCAUUCCUGUCAACUGCUAUGCCGAACACGAGACAGAAGCGGGACUGCGGGAGUUGGGAAGCCAUCUCUGCGCAGCAACAGCCAAGUGAGCAACCCAAGUACCCAACGACGACGGACGAGUACGACGCGUCGGGCAACUUGCCAACGGCGAGUCGGCCACCCCUUCGGCAGUUCGGCCCUUCUUCCGGCUUACUCUCAAGUCCCAUAUCCAUCUCGCAGGUUGAAGCCUUUGAAAAUUCAACACUGCCCAGACCAAGUGCCUGAGACCAAUCUCAGGAAACAAAGCUCUUGGAGAGUACAACAGGCAGCUAGAAGUCUGCCACAGCAGAAAGUUACUGAGCCGAGUUUCACCCGAGGUCCGCACCAAAAUAUCCACCUCCGGCGCUAACCCCAUGUGCAUAUGCUUCUCCAGAUCGACCAGCGCAAAACCACGUUCCGCCACCGCCUCCUCCGACAUCACUGCCUCCUCCGACAUCACCGCCCCACCAUUCCCGCUGCGCUGCCAUCGUCUGUGAUGAACUUCCGAAACCUUCAACCUUCCCCUCUUGUCUCUGCAGCACACUUGGGCUGCGUGAAGCAUCUCGUCUGUGGAGGUGUAGGCGACGCAGAUGAGGAGGACGAUGCUGGAGUUGGCUCGGGUUGCGUCCAUUGCCAUUUCGGCAGAAGCCCUGAGCCGCUUGUCCAGUAACCUCAGGUUGCCGAUGAAGACGACUCUCACUCCGUACUGGUUCAGGGCAGCCUCGUACCUCAGUAAUCCCUCCACUUUGUUCAGCAUCAAAUCCAUCAAACAUUGGACCUCAUCUGGUCUCCGCUUAAAGUUGUCUAUGCUGAAUGCGUAUAUCGUCACGUAUUUCACUCCCAGUUCAUGGCAGUACCUGAAAGUCUAAGCUAUGAAUGCUUAAAAUACGUAGUACUACCUCCGUUCCGAAAAGCGGAUAGCUGGAGAGAUGUUUACCCUUCUAACACAAGCAAAAGGAUCAUGAAAAGGGGUUGAAGAGUUUCUUUCAGAUCAAGUGUGUACUCCCUCCAUGCGGAUGAAGGCGAUGUGAUGGGGAAUCUCACCUAUGGAUAGAACACGGAAGAUGAUGCCUCUUAUGUAUCUAAAUAAACUCCCGAAGAACCACCCGGCUAAGUUUUGGGUUCUUGCAUCCAUUUUCAUGCCUGCCUUAAAGUGAUGAGGAAGUUGCUGAUUAAGAGUGUAAUAAGUUUGGGAUUUGAAGUAAUCAAUCAUACGUACUCCAUGGGAACGGGUUUUUGGCAGGUAAUGUGUAACUUAUGUAUCCUAGUUUGUUAAUCACUGCAGUAUGAUGACAUAUCUACCAAGUUGGAGGUAUUGCCCCCAUUGGGUCUAUUCUAGGGAUUAUUCCGAGUUUGUCUGGACUCGACCCGUAUUGUACUGAGUUUGGGUUUUUAAUUUUUAAUUAAAAAAAUUAACUUUUUUAUAAUAAAA